AUCACAAACAAGAGCCAAACUGCUAUCAAGAUAACUAAUGGGAAAUCACAGCAGGAGAAGUACUGGUCCUCUGGGUAUUUACAUCAUUCCUCUGCUUCUGGUCGUCCUCUUCUCGUUGCCUGAAGACAAGAUGGUAGUGGUCGGAGCAGCUAGAGCUCCUUCUGCCGCCGCCGCCGCCGCCACGGUGGCGACGAGCAGUAUCGGUACCGGCGAUGAGGCUGCCGGCGGCGGGAGGAUAGUUCAUGAGGUGCGCAAAUUUGGGCGUGGGGUUAGGGGAAGUGUUUCGAGACCCACCGGGCACGGCAAUCAUCGCCCAUCGCCCUGCUGUUAUUGAGAUACAUAGAUUUCGGAGAGUGUUUAAUUAUAAAUGAAUUGCAUGAUCUGUG
This is a messenger RNA of Linum trigynum, 386 nucleotides long. The record is from the annotation of a GenBank genome assembly. Lineage: Eukaryota; Viridiplantae; Streptophyta; Magnoliopsida; Malpighiales; Linaceae.